Messenger RNA from Vombatus ursinus (common wombat), 8946 nucleotides. It is a transcript of the gene SACK1A, whose product is annotated as family with sequence similarity 83 member A. Lineage: Eukaryota; Metazoa; Chordata; Mammalia; Diprotodontia; Vombatidae. The record is from RefSeq and is a predicted model, not a curated record. The transcript is spliced from 5 exons. Bases 279 to 1607 code for a protein of 442 amino acids. Gene Ontology annotation, biological process: epidermal growth factor receptor signaling pathway.
UGUUUAAAUGCAUUGCUAAAUUCACUUCCUGGACCUGUGUGUGAGAGGGCUGUGUGUCAGUACACUCACCGACAAGCCCCGGGAAGGUUGUCUGCUCCCAGGGCACACAUACACGCUAAUUUUCAGCCUCUCCUUUUCUUCCUCCUCUCCUGCCUGAUCCUGCCUGGCCCCCAUAGUGAGCUCCAGAACUCUCUUUGCAUGGGACCAGGCUGGAGAGCUUCAGUUUUCUUUGUCCAACCUUCAGCCUUUUGGGGAAAAGCCUCCUCCAGGUUAGAAGAAUGCACAGGUCGAGAACCAUAGGCAAGAUCAAGAAACGCCUCCAAGAGGUCAAGAACCAAUGGAGCCGGCUGACCAAGGUGGAUUUCAGUCACAAUGAAAGUGCCAGGUUGGCCAUGGACGCCCUUCUGGAUGGCGGCCUGGAGUCAUACCAGAAUGCCUUGAGCAAAGAGGGGGAGGUAGACUUCCUGUCCUCUGUGGAAGCCCAGUAUAUUCAGGAGAAUGCCAAGGAGCCCUAUUACUCCAAGGAAGCCCCCGUGGAGGGAGAGCUGGGCCUCAAAGUGAAUGACUCCAGUUCUCUCCAGUCUGGCACCUAUUUCCCCAUGCUAUCUGAGGGCAGUGAGCCGGCCCUGCCACAGAGCUGGAGUGAGGCCCAGAAGCCUUACCUGAAGGAGAAAUCCAGCGCUACCGUGUACUUCCAGACAGACAAGCACAACAAUAUCAGGGACCUCAUCCGCCGAUGCAUCAGCAAGACCAGUCAGGUCCUGGUCAUCCUGAUGGAUGUAUUCACGGAUACGGAGAUCUUCUGUGACGUGCUGGAGGCUGCUAACAAGCGGGGUGUGUUUGUCUGCGUGCUCCUCGAUCAGUGUGGUGUGAAGCUCUUCCGGGAGAUGUGUGACAAGGCUGAAAUCCUGGACAGUCACCUGAAGAACAUUUCAGUCCGAAGCGUGGAAGGAGAAACCUACUGUGCCAAGUCUGGCAAGAAGUUCUCGGGCCAAAUCCAGGAAAAGUUCAUCAUCUCUGAUUGGAGAUAUGUCCUCACUGGAUCAUACAGUUUCUCGUGGCUCUGUGGCCAAGUCCACAGAAACUUCCUCUCCAAGUUUACAGGCCAGGCUGUGGAGCUGUUUGAGGAGGAGUUCCGCCACCUGUACUCUUCCUCUAAACCUGUGAUGGGCCAGCGAUCUCCCGGGCUGGUCAGGCCCCUCCAGCCGAGUGGAGGGUCCAAGCUCCCUCAGGACAGCUUCACUGACAGCAGCUGUCCAUCUAGUGACCACACAACCUCUGACCCCUUCAGCAACCCAUCUACCAGCAGUAAUCCCCAUCACCAGUCUCACACUGUGUCUUCAGGGCCAAGUAGCCCCUCCACUCCAAACCCCCCACUUCCCAGGGUCCAUUCCUUCCAGAAUGGAAGGAAUUAUGUUCCUUGGGCACCUCAGUCUCCCCAGGCCAGCUACCAGCCAAGGCAUUUUGUCACCGACUGCCCUGUGGGCCUCUACAGCAAUCUCAAUGUCUACAGUAGGCCUUGGAGGCUGCGGCUGGAGGAGUUGGGUCUAGGGGUUAGGCUGGCUCCUGGGUGGCCCUUUUCCAAGCUUCACUUGGUGUCUGAAUAGUCCCUUCAAUACCAACCAGGGUGGAGAUUGAGUCCUCCUGUACUCCUGGUGGGACAUUCUUCUUUUGGCCCUACAUUUCCAGGCCUUGGACCCUAUCUGAAAGGCUGAUGGGAUUUUAUAAUGCCUUCAAUGGAGGUAUUAACUCAGGAAAAAAUUCCUGCAGAGAUUUAAUGACUCCCAGACAAAUGCACCUCCAACCCCUUACCCUGCCUUGGCCUGUGGUUCCUGGCAUCGCUUGAUAGCCCCAACUCAGGUGUACUAAGCAUAUUCCAGGCCUCAAUUUGAUUCAACAAACAUUUGUUGAAAACCCCCAGACCCUGAACUUAUCACGGAGGUUGCAAAGACAAAAACAGUGAAAACCACUUCUGGCCUCCCAGGGCUUAUGUUUCCUGGAAGGUUUUAUUUUGUGGAUGGGAGGCAAUAUGCCACUUGAUAAUGGUAGAAUUGUUCUCCUGCCCCUAGCUUCCCUAUGAUUGUCCAAUCUGGAACAUUCAGGAAGAAAAAUGCCCAUGCCAGGAAAUUCAAAGCAUCAUGUAGGAUUCUGGGAGAUCUGAAGUGGCCAACCUAUUGCUGUCAAGAAACAUAAGUCAGGAGCAUGAGGCUGGAGUACCUCUGAGAAACUAGGUUAUAGGUGAGAUAAUUUCGGGUUCAAGGUCCCACAAACUGAAUCCUUAAGCUCUCCUCUCCUGCAAUUCUUGGGAAAUUUCAGCUAUUAACCCUGGCAAAGAGUAUGUGGUCUAGACAAAGGUUUACCAAGGGGUCAGGAGGGACUGGGGUUGAUUUGGGUUAAAAGGUACAUCAGCUUUAGAGGGGUUAACUAGGGGUUGCAAUGGUUACCGGGGAGCUAAGGUGUCAGGGGACCCUAUUAUGCUACCAUGAUUCCUGUAUAAACUAUGCUACAAUGAGAUUCGUGGGAAGGGGGAGAGGGAAAUGUCUCUACACGUGAACCUCUGGAAGUACAUAAAAGGGAGCAUCUAUCCACAUCCUCCAGCAAUGGGCGAGGAACUGACCAUGUGGAAAUGUCACUUUUGGAUGCUCAGGAGCAACUCCUUGGAAAUGACUUCCUUGCUUGCCAAACCUGCCCCAAACCCCAACCCCCUCAACUCAAUUUGUUUGGCCAGUUUGCUCUCAACCAGCAGCCAACAAACAGAUCCCACCACUCAGAGCCUGAAAGCGCUCUGUGCCUUGGUGCCUUUUAUUAGAGACACCUUCCCCGGGGGCAUGGUUCUCCUGAGCCACAACUUCUAGCAAGGUUUACACAAUGUUCCUGCCUCCGUUUUGGGAAAGGCUGAUGAAGGCCCUAACUCUCUUCUGUCCUGCACUUUCUUCUUAUCUUUUCUAACAAUAACAGUAAUUCAAAUGCUGUUGGGUCACUCAAAUAUGGAUGUUUUCCCCAUCAGAGCUGUUGAUCCCUAUCAUCGUAGCUGAUGGAGUGAAAGUGGGAUGUUGGAUUCCACAAAUAUCAUCUUAAUGGGUGCUGGCUCCACUGUCUCUGACAACACAGAAAGGAAAUCAGUGAAGCCCACACUGGGAGUGAUGAUUAGAAAAAGAGACCCUUAAAAGUCACCAAAUUUGAUCCAUCAAGCUUGCUCCUGGGCAUAUAUCUUAAGGUGGUCAAAGACAAGAAAGAAUCUGACAUACAUCAAAAUAUUCAUAGCAACACUGUGUGUGUGUGUGUGUGUGUGUGUGAGAGAGAGAGAGAGAGAGAGAGAGAGAGAGAGGGAGGGAGAGAGAGGGAGAGAGAGAGACAGAGAGAGAGAGAAAGCAAAGAAAGGUUGAGGUGGGGGGAAAUGCCCAUGAGCUGGGAUAAUGACUGUACAAACUGUGGUAUUUUAAUAUAAUGGAAUAUUAUUGUUCUACAAAAAUGGACAAAUACAAAGAUCUCAGAAAAACAAGGGAAGACUUAUAUGAACUGAUGCAGAGUAAAGUAUGCAGAGCCAGAAAAACAAUAUACAUGAUAACUGUAAUACAAAUGAAAACAAGAUCAAAAGACAAUCAAACUCAAAUUAAUUAAAAUGAUCAACUGAGCUCUUGGAGAACACGGUUCCCUCUGUGCCUCAGGAGAGAGGCUCAGACUGUUACCAUGCCUUCAGAAGUGGUUAUUCUGUCUGUCAGGACUCCUUAACAGUUUUACUUCACUUAAAGGGAGGGUUCAGUGGUAGGUUGAAGGUAUAGCAGGAAAUCACUGGGGCAUAAAAAACAAAACACAUCAAUAUAACUUUUUUUUAAUAGAUGUUCAACACAAUCAACUUCACUGAGUUCAGUCCCUCUCUUACUGCCUGCCCUGCACCUCCUUUAUACCCAAACUUCCAGUGGUCCCAGACUACUUUUUCCUAUGAAAACCUAUUAUUCAUCUGCCAUUGACUUGGGCCUCACCUCCAGGCACCCACAAACUAUCUCAAUAUUACUCAAUACUUAGCACAGCUGAAUUCCUGAGGACCACACAAACCUAGUUCCCUAAUCCUGUGGUAGUUACUGAUGGACAGCAGAAAGUCUUAUGUUACCAAGCCCAUACAUAGCUUCCUUAUUCUCAAUUUGCUUCUUCACAGUGGCAGGACUGUCACAUAUAUAGCAGAGAUGAGUCACACACAGAGGCACUCUCCAUUUUCCCUUGAUCCUUGGAGCUGUUUGACAUAGAGAAGUUGUCACUCACGUUCACAGUUUCUUUCUGAAGAUUAUGUGUGAGAAAAACUGCAAGGAGAAACUGUAAAUAUUUCAGACACACAAAUUUAAGCACCAAUAUAAACUUUUUCUGUCUAUAAGAUAUGCUUAAGGAGACUUUAUAAUAAUGCUUUCUCAGGUGAGGAUAUGUAAAAGAACAAUGGUAAACCAUGACCAAGGUCCUGACGAGAAGUGGGGGAGAAAAUUCUCUGUAGGUCCUUUCUUACUUUGGAAGGGAAGUCUAUCCCAGGUCAUUGAAAUGGUUAUCAGAAUUAAAAGGUUUCAUGACUUUUUUUUCAUCAGAUUGACCAAUGAAUGAAUGCUUAAGGCAUUAAGUCUUUAUUACGGGAUGUUUUAACACACAAAGGAAGGUUUGGCUAAUGGUUAUAGCUUAAAUGCAGAAACAUGGAGACAGGUGCUAUAAAGACAGAGUCUUGGGACACUUUAGGCAGCUCCGCAUUGGAGCCAUGACUAACACCCCCAAAGCAUGUCAGCAGCCAGCACCUGUAAACCAAGGCAUAGAAGGGAUCACCAAGGUGCUCGGGGUUUCUAGGGAAUGGGAGGGUCUCCCUUGGAUGUACCUAAUUGGUUUUCCAUUUCUAAUGUAACAAGAAGGGUGCUGCUGGGGACUUACAGAGUCUUGGAUGGUUGUGUUUCUAGAAUAGAAAAGAAGAUUUGGGAGGAAGGAGGGAGGUUUCCCUGGAAGAGGCAGCAUGUUGUAAGACAGGCUAGGCCUCAAAGCCCAGACAGGAACCUUGGAUUAGCAAAUCUUCCCAUCAGUAAGCUGACUAUACCUGGAGACAACUGGGUGUUCAUACCCUCAUUGCCAACAGGAUGGAAUUAAAUUUUAAAAUUACAAUAAAACAGGCCAGGGAAUGAAUUCAUGUUGAGUGUGGGUCUCAUCACUCAAACACUGAGUCUUGGGGUGUGAUGGCAUGGCAGGGGGAAUGGAAAAAAAAUUAAAUAAUUAGAAUAUUCAGCUACCUGUAAGGAACAGUUCUUUGGCACACUUCUUAUCCAGCCUUGCAUCCCUUCCCCAGGCAUCUGCACUAUCAGAGACGUGUUCAUAAAGGGAUCUCUUAGUUUAUAAUCAGCCUUCAUGAGGAGGGUAUCCCUCACACAUACUUGGACCUCAUCUUUGGUCAGUAAUAUCCUUCACCACUCCCUUGACUUAAAGUGACUUGUUACAUUUGCCUCCGUGGUUGAAGAGGAACUCUAGGUCUACAGAGUUUUGUUGGACCUUGUUUCCUUUCAUCCUGCUUUGAUACUGUAAAUCCAUGCAAUAUGUCUUCAGAAUCCUGUGGUCAACCAGGUGGGGGGUGGGGAAGGGAAGACCCUGGAUCAACAUGAAAGCCAUUACUACUGGGUGUCCACUGUCUCCCUCCUCCAAUUGAAACCAAAUUUGAUGGAGACUUCUAAACAGCCACCAAGGAAUUUAAUAGACUCCAUUCCUUCAUGAUAAAGAUGGAGGAGCAGAACCACCAGAGAUUUCCCUAUUUUGUGAGUGGUUUUGCCUAAACUCUUGGAAUUUCCCAGGACUGAAAUCACCUUCUCGGUGAAUAGUGUCAGCAAUCUUACUCCACAGUUGUGGAGUUUGACUGGUCAUUACUGAACUAAAAAGAAUUAUUUUAGCAACCCUUAAAGAGGAUCAAAGGAAGAGUCUGGGGACUCAUUCUCUGAAAAAUACACAUUUCAAAUUUUUUGGGUCCCCAGUCUUACCCAUCAGGGUCGCACUUUGGCCAUGAAAAAAGGCUCUCUGCUAACUGCUGUUACAAUUUAAAAGUGGAACAAGCUUCUCUGGGAGGUAGUGGGUUCCCCUUAAUCGAAUUCCUCAAGCAAAGGCUGGAUGUCUGCUUGUCAAAAGUAUUGUAGAAAGGAUUCUUUGGGGGCAUGGACUGGGCUAGAUGGCCUGUGAGGAUCCUUCCAACUCUGAAAUUCCGUGUAAAUCAGAAAUAGGUAUAAGCCAAUUUGUGAAGGAUGUUACAUACAAGAAUGGAAGAAGAAAGUCAGAGCCUCAGUUCAGCCUUUGAGGUCUGUGACAGGGGCCUCGAAGCCUCAUGUUUCCUCCCUGGAUUUUCAGUUGAACUGCUCCACAUCUAAGGGACAUUGGUAAUUCCAAAAAGAGAGCCAUUAAUCUGACCCUUUGUGAAAUUUACUUUGCUUAUGGUAUCAACAUCUGCCCUGACACACUGGAGUAAGUUUGGGGGUUUAAGGGCUUCAAAAAAGAAGCUGGCCUUCUGUGAAUGCUUAAAGCAGCAAGCCAUUAUUCUUGCACAUUUUUAUUCAUAUAAGAGAAGGCUUGACUUAAGGAAAUACCUGAGGACAAAAACACAGGGGUAGGGGCAACAAGAGAUGAAUACAAAGGCAGCAAGCAAAACCUCCAAAUUGGGGGCAGGAAAAGGAUACCAGGGCACUCCAAAUGGGGCAGCUUGAUGAUGCAGGCUGCUCAAUGACAUAGCUGAGCACCAUGGAUUUUAUAGGGAGGGGCAACAUCUCACUCUAGCACAUCUAACUGAUUUCUCAUCUCUGAGGUCACAAGCAGAGAGGCAGUAGGUAUUGUCAAGGAACACAUGUUUCCAAAGAGGAAUUUUCUAGGCUUAGAAGAUUCCAGAAAAAGGCAGUGAUGUUUCCAGCAACAGGCAGUAGGAUGGUGGUGAUAGUGCCUACAGCAGAGAUAGCUCGCCACAAGGCAGGUCAAACCUCCAAAAAGAGAGGUUUGGGGUAAUUUUACAGGCAUUACCAAACUGGAUGGCCAGAGCUUCACACAUCAAGGAAAUAAACUGCUUGCUGACUGCGUUCUGAACAAGCCCUCUGAAAGCCCUAUACUUUUUUUCCCAGUAUAACUGAGGCACUAGACAUAUAUCUUGUAUCUCUGCUAAAAAACCUCCUGAGUCUUCUAGGUUGGCAGAAUGCCAACAGAGUACAUUUCUGAUGGCUGUUCCUUAAGAAUGGGAUCUAUAAAGUAGAAGACACUCAAAGGCCUUAUUCUUGCCAUUUUUCUAUUAAAUGUCAACAUACUUCUUACUAAGAGGGCUAACGAGUACAGCACUGUUGAACAGGAAGGCAAAUAGAGAAAUACAGUAAGCGGGGGACACUGGGACACCUCACUGGGAGCACAACAUGUAGGAAUAAUCCACAACUUAAUCCUUUCCUUCAUUCAGUCCCUGCCUUUCCAUAACUAAGGAUAUAAAUGGAAAGAGUGGAGAGGGUUCAGAGAGCUGCAGGAAUGGAAUGGGAACAGCUGACAGACAGCUGCUUCUGUAUCUGAAUUAUCUGAAUGACUUGGAAAAGUGGAGAAGGGUGGGUUAUGAGGGUGACAUCAUCAAAUACAUUUACAAGGGCACCUGCACCAAACUGAAGAUGCCUCUCCCUACUAGCUCUUCUAUUUACAGCGGCUGCUGUGAGCAUAUAGCUACCCAGUAGGCUGUUGUAGAGCAGUUAAAAAGGUGACCUCUCAGACUCUGCCCUGGGCAGACCACCCCCCAGCUACUGCCCUCAGCUCUGGGCCCUGCACUUUGAGGCUUCCAUUGAAAAGGGGACAACUAAAAGAGGGAGGGUGAGGUAUUGAAACCACAAUCAUACAAGAAAAGAAUGGUGGAUAUUUAAGCAAAGACUUUAAAGAGUCCAUCUGAGCUUUCCUUCUAGAAAAAAGACUAGACUUAUCCUGCCUGCUCCCAGGUAACAGAAGGAGGACCAGUGGGUAGAAGUUUCAAGGAAGCAAAUUUGGGUUAAAAAUAGGGAACCCCCUAACAAGGGUGGCUUGGCCAAACAUAACUGGGCAUCUUAGGCAGGCAGGAGGGAGACUGGUACAACUAGAGGUCUUCAGGGAGAGAGCUUGGAUAAUUGCUUGUCAGAGAUAUUGGAGAGAGUAUAUGCUUCAGGUGGCAUCAAAGUGGCUCCCUUCUAAGGCUAUGAUUCUAAAAGGGCUGGAAAAGAAGACCUAUUGCUGGGUGGCUGCCCUCCCACUAUGGAAUGUUUUAGGAAGUAGUCCUGAGUAAAUGGGACAAAUAUUGCCCAGAAAAAAUUUCGGUGGGCUGAGAGACACCUUGGGGUGUUCUCUCCCCAGAGCCUCUAGAACAAUGCAGAGUAAUGAAUGUUCAAGAGCCAUAACACCCCAGCACUGAGGGAAAAAGGGCACAUGCCACCAUAGAUAUUAGGAGCCAACAUGGAAUUAAGGAGAGCCAUCUGCUUUGAAGAAGGUAGUUUAACUCCUGUGUGUGAACUGAGGGGGCUAGAAAACCACAUCACAUGAAUGCUUCCAAAAAGAGGCCCCCUCAUCUGGAGCUACAGCUAAGCUGGAAACCCACUGCCAAGACUGAGACUCGGGAGUGCUUUCCAAUGGGCAGUGUUGGAGAACGUGUUCCCUGGCAAAGGGAGCAGGUGCCGUCACCUCGACAGAGCUUCAGAAUGUGAAUAGGCAGGAGAAGGAAAAGGAAGGCUAGCAUAAAGGACCUUCUGGAAAACGAGCAGAGCUGUACUAAGUUGAACUGCAAUGAGGAUCAGCCAACAGCAAUGUCUCCAAAAGCAGCCACGGGCACGGGGACUAAGCAACCUGACCCAGAGCAAAACUGUGAGAGAGAAGGGCUGCUCGCUGUUUGUCCCACUCAAUGUCUCCUGGUUUGCUGAACUCCCGGAUCUUAAGCAAUGCAGACCACCAAACUGCUGGCGAAGGUAUAAG